CAGCGGAUCCUUCCAGAAGCGCCGACAAAGAGGCGAGGAGGUGCCACCCAGGGCGGCGGCUACGAGAGGAGCUAAAGGGGGAGCGCGAGCUGGACGUCCCGACCCGCCGUGCGUACUUUCUGAGGGAAGGGGCGGGGAACCGGCCCCGGGAGGGGGGCGCCAGUUGGCUGGGGGGGAGCCGAGUUCCGGCCGCGGCGCCUCCUCCGCUCCCACGAGAGGAAAGUUUUCUCCGACGCUUCCGGCCAGCCCGCGCCCUCUGGUUCCAGCCUCCCGAGUCUUCGGAGCGGGCGCGUCCCAGCCCAGCUCCGGGGAGGCCCAGCCGCGAUGCCUGCGGGGUGCACCCGGGGCCCCGCUGCCGGGGACGGGCGACUUCGGCUAUUGCGGCUGGCCGUGGUCCUCCUAGGCUGGGUCUCCUCGUCCAGUCUCAGCUCGUCGGCAUCUUCUUCCAUCCCCUCGGCGUCGUUCGUGGCCCAUGCGGCGUCCGCCCAGCCCCCGCUGCCGGGUCAGUGCCCUCUGCCUUGCGAGUGUUCGGAGGCGGCGCGCACGGUCAAGUGCGUCAACCGCAACCUGACCGAGGUACCGGCGGACCUGCCCCACUACGUGCGCAACCUGUUUCUCACCGGCAAUCAGCUGACCGCGCUGCCCUCUGGCGCCUUCGCCCGCCAGCCCCCGCUGUCGGAGCUGGCCGCGCUCAACCUCAGCGGCAGCCGUCUGCAGGACGUGCGCGACUACGCCUUCGAGCAUCUGCCCAGCCUGCGCCAGCUAGACCUCAGCCACAACCCUCUGACCAACCUCAGCUCCCACGCUUUCUUGGGGAGCAACUUAAGCAGCAACGCCAGCAUCCAGGACCCCAGCCCUCUAGUGGAACUGUACCUGAACCACAUCGUGCCCCCUGAGGAGCAGGAGAAGCGGAGCUUCGAGGGUGUGGUGGCAGAGGCCCUAAGAGCCGGUCAAGCACUGCGCGGGCUUCAGCGCUUGGAGCUGGCCAGCAACCACUUUCUCUACCUGCCCCGGGACGUGCUGGCCCAACUGCCCAACCUCAGACAUCUGGACCUGCGCAACAACUCGCUGGUGAGCCUGACCUAUGUGUCCUUCCGCCACCUGACACACUUAGAAGACCUCCACUUGGAGGACAACGCCCUCAAGGUCCUUCAUAACGGCACGUUGGCAGAAUUGCAAGGCCUGCCGCACGUCAGGGUCUUCAUGGACAGCAAUCCCUGGGUCUGCGACUGCCAGAUGGCUGACAUGGUAGCCUGGCUCAAGGAGACAGAGGUAGUGCAGGGCAAAGCCAGGCUCACCUGUGCAUUCCCGGAAAAAAUGAGGAAUCGUGUCCUCUUGGAACUCAAUAGCUCUGAUCUAGACUGCGACCCUAUCCUCCCUCCAUCUCUACAGACUUCUUAUGUCUUCCUGGGUAUUGUUUUAGCAUUGAUAGGUGCCAUUUUCCUUCUGGUUCUGUAUUUGAACCGCAAGGGGAUAAAAAAGUGGAUGCAUAACAUCAGAGAUGCCUGCAGGGAUCACAUGGAAGGGUAUCAUUACAGAUAUGAAAUCAAUGCGGAUCCUAGGUUAACAAACCUCAGUUCUAAUUCGGAUGUCUGAGAAACAGUAGCAUACAGAACAAGGACAACUAUGCAUGAGAUGUAGACUUACGCUUUUUCCUGUCCUAGGCUUCUUCCACCUCCACCCUCCACUAUAGACACCACUGACUUUGAAAGCAGUGAAGGGGAUUUGUUAUGUAAAGUUUUUUUUUUUUCUCCCCCUUAGUGUGUUCUGUUAAUGUAUGACCCUGAACAACUGUGUGUAGUGUUUUACCUUUAUCAUUUUUUUGUGAAACUCCUCAAUACAUGUGGAGGGAAUUUUCAAGUUUCAGCAUGAACAUGGACUCUUCCUGGUUUUGUUUCACUUAGUACAAUUCAAGGUGUAGCAAGUGUAGCUACACAGAUAGCAUUCAACAAAAGCUGCCUCAACUUUUUUCAGAAAAAUACUUUAUUCAUAAAUAUCAGUUUUAUUCACAUGUACUUAAAUGGUGGGGGAAAAUGAUUGCAUUGCAUAAGUUGCCUGCAGACCUUAGCAAGCUCUUCAAAGUAACUCCAUUGUACACAGGAGCACCUGCAUCUGAGAGCAUGCUUACAUUUUAUUGUUCUGCAUAUUACAAACAUAACUUGCAACUUCAGAUAACUUCUUUGACAAAGUAAAUUACUUUUCCCGUUGCAGUUUAUAUGAAGCUACACUGAAGCUUUUUUUUUUAAAUAAACUGCAUCAAGAUCCAACAGAU
This is a messenger RNA of Condylura cristata (star-nosed mole), 2272 nucleotides long. It is a transcript of the gene TPBG, whose product is annotated as trophoblast glycoprotein. The coding region runs from base 325 to 1596 and encodes 423 amino acids. Lineage: Eukaryota; Metazoa; Chordata; Mammalia; Eulipotyphla; Talpidae. The transcript has a single exon. The record is from RefSeq and is a predicted model, not a curated record. Gene Ontology annotation, molecular function: protein binding. Gene Ontology annotation, cellular component: plasma membrane. Gene Ontology annotation, biological process: negative regulation of canonical Wnt signaling pathway.